Molecule: messenger RNA, 830 nt
Organism: Psylliodes chrysocephalus
Lineage: Eukaryota; Metazoa; Arthropoda; Insecta; Coleoptera; Chrysomelidae
Source: the annotation of a GenBank genome assembly
GAUGAUUAUGGGUUUUUAGAAUUUGUUUUCCUACAACAUGCUGUACCUGAUUGUCACAAUCCGCAGUUUGUUAUGGGUGCUCCUGAGUUUGUUUUCCACCUUACUGAUGCUCAGCGCUUUUCUUAGUCCAUCUUGGCUUUUGGCAGCACCAGAAACUGUUUAUUUUGAAAAUGAAACGGUUAUUUACAGACCUAGUGUGGGGGUAUACGCCAAAUGUAGUAAACCUAUCAGAUCUGAAUAUCCUAUUUGCACACUUCUAGCUUCAAGAGGACUAGCUACUGAUUCGUUUGUUUACCCAAUUCCAUGGAAAGCAGCCACUGUAUUUUUGGCUUUGGGUUUAGCAAUUAUGUCCCUCACAGUUUGCACAGGACUAUUGAGUUGUUGCUUUCAAAGUAUCUUUAAGAAGAGUAUUUUCAACAUAUCAGGUGCUGGUCAAGCUAUUGCAGGUAUCUUCUAUAUAAUAGGGGUCAUGCUGCAUCCCAUGGCAUGGGGAAGUGAGAGAGUACAGAAACUUUGUGGAAGGGAAGCAUCUGCAUUUUAUCCUGCAGAUUGUUCUCUGGGAGUAGGGUUUUGGAUAGCUAUAUCAGCAACAGUUCUCACCUUUGUAGCUUCCUGCUUAUCUUUGCCGGCAGAAAAAUCCACAAGUAGUGAUAAAGUCCAAGACAAGAUUUAUGAAGGGCAAACACUUAUAUGUUUAACCUAAAAAGGUGUAUCAGCAGCAUAUGCUCGUAUACUAUCCAUAAGAGAUUCUUCAUACUCUGACGUAUAAAAGGUAAGUUUAGGAAAAUGGGGAGCAAAAUAGGCAGAAUGUUGACCAGUACCAGAUGAGA